AUGCGUAAUUGUCAAGAAAAAAAUUAGUUAAUCAUUUUAAACAUCAUAUAAUAGUCCUUGAAUUGCCAAGCCUUAGAUGAUAAGGAAAUUCACAAUUGGAGAUUAAAAUUUAAGGCUUCUUCACAAGCUUAUGAUGACCUUGAUUCUUGUACUAAAAAUACAUGUUAGACAUAUUUCAAUUUAAUUACAUUCAUAAUCUUAAAUAGGUUAUCAGAAGGGUGAAAUCUAAUUGGAAGUUAUUUGAGAGUUCAGGAUUUGUAAUUCAAGGAUGAGGAAUUAUUAAUCUGAAAUUUGAUGAUAGGAUUAAU
This is a messenger RNA of Paramecium octaurelia, 308 nucleotides long. The record is from the annotation of a GenBank genome assembly. Lineage: Eukaryota; Ciliophora; Oligohymenophorea; Peniculida; Parameciidae.